Molecule: messenger RNA, 1484 nt
Organism: Cylicocyclus nassatus
Lineage: Eukaryota; Metazoa; Nematoda; Chromadorea; Rhabditida; Strongylidae
Source: the annotation of a GenBank genome assembly
UUUAGGUUGCAUCCCAUAUAGCUUUGCAAUGGCUAUCAAAUGCUUUCUUUGCGGAGACAUGGUGGAAAGAGAUUUCGCUACACGCACUUCCAAGAGUAGGAUCCACAACGCAAUUAUUCUAUCUACGCUUAGUAUCUACUCAUCAAUCAAGCCAGAAGUGGCGAAAAGUUGCUUUCCAAUCAUGAACACAAGAAAAUACAUCUGCCUAAUUCAUUGCACAGAUGCUGCGCAAUAUCUUCUCGCAGAAGUACUGCGGAGCGGCGGGGCAUUGUCCGAAACGCUAGAACGUAUUCCAUACAUGAAUCAGAACGACGUUUUUGAGCAUAUUCCAGCUCUUCUGAAUGAUGCGAUAGGAUUGUUUGCAGACGACGUCAUCGUGAGCAGCUACGAUGUGACACGUUAUCUGAAUGAUUACCUGAAGAGGUUUUACGUUCAUGGUAGGUGGUGUACUUCUCCGGCAACCGGUCUGAUGGAAGACUCACUAGAGCCAUUCACGCAGCAGACAACAUCAAACAAUAGUCUCGCUGAAUCGCAUGACUGUCAGACUGGAGCACCACCUGUAAAAAAGCGUAACUUAGGAUCUCCAGUCAGGUUUUGUACAUCGCCUGCGGAAAAUAAGUCAGAAUCCUCCACAGAAACAACGUUUAAGGAUGGUUCUUUCUUUUCACUUGAUGAGCUGCAAGCUGACUGCGAAGUGCCUGAACUCGAAGAGACUGAUCCAGCUUUGCUGGACAAAGAUUUCGUUAUCAAAGGCAGAAAGCUUCUAGAGCUGUUCAACCUUAACAGAUGCGGAUGCAGCGACGACCAUGAAGCUGGAGUUGGCAGAGACCCAAGCUCAAACAGUGGGAAGGACAAGAAGACCCGGAACCCGCUCUGGAGGAGAAGUUAUGCAAUGGGGAACAUCGGCAGCUAUGAUUAUUGCAUAGAAUGAAGCUCUGAACAGAGAACUGAUCUGCUUCUGCUCCUCGACCUACCAGUUACAUCCAUUAUAAAGAGGCCGUCUGGAAAAGAGAGAUGCAGGACGGACGAACUCGGAUCAUUCAGCAAAUCAGAAACGUCUGCAAGAUCCACGGCCUGACCAAAGCAGAACAUCACGCUCAAUAGCGACAGUCUUGGAACAAAGAGAAUCUCAGCUUCCUUUGGUCCAUAGAAGGUGCUCCGUUCACAAAUGUGUUGUGUUUUUGAUGUCACCUGCAGUUGUUACUAGAGAUGGACCACAGUUAAACGCAUCAGGAAGCACUUCUCUGAUAGUUUACGAAUUCUUCAGUCUUUUGUUAGCCAUCAUGAUCAUUACGAGAAUUCUUAGCCUUGCACUGUGCAAAGAUUUGAGCCGUACUCAUCUACCUACAUGUUUCAGUUUGCAAAAGUUUUUCUAAUUAAGAAAAUGGACAUUGGGAAAAGUUUUAGCCGCUUCAUGAGUGCUUUGCUGAUUGCUCUGUUGUUUACUUGUAUUCUGUUUCUUGUUGUUUUUGGUAGUAAAGCAG